This is a messenger RNA of Thrips palmi, 2487 nucleotides long. Its product is annotated as lachesin-like. The record is from RefSeq and is a predicted model, not a curated record. The transcript is spliced from 11 exons. Gene Ontology annotation, cellular component: neuron projection. Lineage: Eukaryota; Metazoa; Arthropoda; Insecta; Thysanoptera; Thripidae. Bases 34 to 1407 code for a protein of 457 amino acids.
UUCCACGGCCUGCGCACCGCCCCCACGAGCGACAUGCAGGCGGCCGCGACCGCCGCGGCUCUCGUCGCCGUCCUGGUGCUGCGGGUGGGCACUGACUUCGUGCCCGGGGCCACCGUUCAGGAGCACGUCGACGAGGAGGAGCACAAAGGGGCACCCUGGCUGGACAGCAACGUGCCCAAGUUCGUGGAGCCGCUGCGCAACGUGACGGUGCCGGUGGGGCGUGACGCGGUGCUCACGUGCGUGGUGGACAACCUGUCCACGUACAGGGUGGCGUGGCUUCAGGUGGAGACGCAGACCAUCCUGACGGUGCAGACGGCCGUCAUCACCAAGAACCACCGCGUGGCGCUCACCCACACGGACCAGCGCAUCUGGUACCUGCACAUCAAGGACGUGCAGGAGAAGGACCGCGGCCCCUACAUGUGCCAGAUCAACACGGACCCCAUGAAGAGCCAGGUCGGCUACCUGGAGGUCGUCGUGCCGCCGGACAUCUGGGACAUCAAGACGAGCACGGACGUGGUGGCGCACGAGGGCGCCGACGUCUCCCUCAGCUGCGCGGCCACCGGCUACCCGGCGCCCACCAUUUCGUGGCGGCGCGAGCACGGCGCCACCAUCCUGCGCCGGAGCAGCGGGGAGGAAGUGAAACAGGUGGACGGCGGCCGGCUCAACAUCACCAACGCCACUCGCCACCACAUGGGGGCGUACCUCUGCAUCGCGUCCAAUGGCGUGCCACCCACCGUCAGCAAGCGGAUCAUGCUCAAAGUCAACUUCGCCCCCAUCGUGACCGUGGCCAAGGCUUCCGUGCCGGCGGUCGUGGGCGACCACGCCACCCUGGAUUGCCUGGUGGACGCCUUCCCCAAGCCGGUGGGCUACUGGACCCUGCCGAACAACACGAGCUUUAGUCAGCAAGUUUUGGAAAACACCGCCAAGGAGAACCGAGUGGUUCUGACGCUGAACAUCACGCGAGUCAGGAAAGAGGACUACGGCACGUACAAAUGUUUCGCCAAGAACCCGAAAGGCCUCGCGGAGGGGGUGGUCCGUCUGUACGAGAUAAAACCUACAACCACCGUGCCCCCGCCCACCACCACGACGACGACUACCACGACGACGACGACCACCACCACGACCACGACGCCGCCGCCGCGACAAGCCACGCCACCUGCGGAUCGCAGAAAAGGUUCCCACACCGACAAGGACCUCCCGGACGGCAGGCAAGAAAAGCGGCGGAAAGGCGCCGAGGUGCCGGAGAACAGCGUCAGCAGCAGCAAGAACUCGCGGGAGGCUUCGACGCGCGGCGCGGCCCGGCCGGCCAGCUCCGCGUCCUCAGCCACGGCCUCGUCGACGUCACCGCGCGCCAGAGGCCUCGGCUUGGUGCUGCUGGCCCUGCUGCACCUCGCUGCUCGCUGCUGAGCGCCCCGGUGGAGGCCCUGGGGCUGAACCGCCGCCAGGACGUUGCGUGUUUCGGUGGCCGGCGACGGGUUGGUGGUGCGGGCCGGGACAACCUCGCCCCUUCGUCGCCUGGCACGCGCGGCACGCCCUGGCGGCCCCGCAGUGCGCGCAGGGCGCGGCGCUGCCCAACCAGUCCAUGUUUACAUAUCUCGUGCAGUAUGCUAGUGGUGGCGCCAAUAUAGACUAAUUUGUGCAAAGUGUUGACAGAUUCGGGGGAGUAUUUUCACGUGUACAUAGGACGAAGUGUUGUUGUUUUUGAAUUGAAUGAUAUUGACUCUUGUUUUUUUCGGCCCCCGUUGGAUAGUGAAUGUGAGUGUUGUGUUAUUAGGGUAAUGUAAGAGUGAGGUAAGCUUUUUGAAGCGAAGUGGCUCCUUUGUAAAUAUUACCUUGUAAGUGAGAAGAUUCGCAGGAUCCUGCAGCCCCUGCAAAAUAACUGUUAUAGGACAAUUACGCUACUCUACCCGCCUGGUUCUGUGUUUUCCUGCGCCUAUCUAGAAGCCCGCCUCCUGCUGAAGGCCCUCUGGUCAGGGAGGGAAGUAGGGAGUUAGUUUUACGAGUUUCGGGGGUGUGGACUGAACUUUCCGAAAUAAAGCGUCUAUGCAGUUUCGCUCACGUCUGCACUGAUGGGCCGUCCAUUAUUUACAAUGCUACUUCGUUAAUUUUUUGGUUUGAUUUUGAUUUAUUUUUACCGAAAUUGGGCAAAGUAAGUAGCAGAAGUGCCUCCCUUCCUUGACGUACUAGUUACGAACUAGUAUGGAGCUCCAAAGAUGUCUUAGUUAGGUAAUGACACGCUUAUAGGACUUUUAUUGCUAAUACUUAUCUUUAUCUUAAUGUUUGCUGUUUUAGCUUCUUUUGUGUUAGCGAAGAUUGUGGAGGAAAUAGGUUACGUGCUGGGCGGAACGCGAUGAUGAAAGAAGAAAAGUGUAACUCUGCACGGAUACAUAGUCUGUACAGAUGCAUAUAUUAACUACUGCACAAGUGAAAAUGUUGUUUCAAUUUAGCUGUGAUACAUGCAGUAAAACCCUCAACGAUGCAUUAUUU